AUGAGCGGCGUCCACGUCCAUUGUUGCCAACGGCGCCACCAGCAGAUGGCUGACAUGGACGACGGACAUGACCCCAAUACCCGACAACAACGACGAUCCACCAUCAACACCCUCCAUCAAUAUCCCCUAGCUGAAACACAAGUUUCGUCAGCUUCGGUAACUCUUCGACCUCACCUCAAUGGGGACCUCAAUGAUACGCCUCCCUCUCUUCCCUCUUCCACUGACUCUCAACCACUUGGACCAACGCAGGUUGCAAGCCAAAAGUCUACCCAUGGACGGCGACACGCGUGCACCCUUACCACUACCAAGGGCGACGAGUGCCCAUCACCAGCGUCACCAACCCAGGCGGGACGACGACGACAACUGCGGUAUGACGCCCAGGACAACGACAGUACGGUGACAACGCAAGACGACAACAAAAAAGUCUACCCACGGAUGGCGACAUGCGUGCGCCCCUACCACUACAAAGGGCGACGAGUACCCAUCACCAGCGUCACCAACCCAGUGACAACGCAAAACAACAACAACGUGACUACCACGCAUGACCACAUUGACGCGACCACAAUGCAUGACGACUAA
This is a messenger RNA of Laccaria bicolor S238N-H82, 579 nucleotides long. RefSeq lists its product as uncharacterized. The transcript has 5 exons. The record is from RefSeq and is a predicted model, not a curated record. NCBI's taxonomy places the organism in Eukaryota, Fungi, Basidiomycota, Agaricomycetes, Agaricales, Hydnangiaceae. The coding region runs from base 1 to 579 and encodes 192 amino acids.